UCGACACAGAGGGCGGAAGCAGGGUUCCCCGGGGCGAGGCACAGGCUGGGCGAAGCAGCAGCCGCCGCCGGGCUAGCAUGUCGUACUGCUGGGGAGCCGGCUCCUGCGGGCAGCUGGGGCUGGGCGAGGCGGCAGCCGGCGGGCCGGUGCGGUGCCGGCGGGGGCCGGGGGCCGGCGGCGGCCGGACGCUGCUGGAAGCGGCUUGCGGGGAGCGCCACACGCUCCUGCUGCGGCCCGACGGCACCGUCUGCUCCUGCGGGGGCAACGCCCGGGGGCAGCUGGGCAGGAGGCUCCGCCCGGGGCAGCGACCCCCGGCUCGCAGCUACACGCCGGAACAAAUUCAAGCUUUAGAAGCACAGAUUAUUGUUCAUGUGAGCUGUGGAAAAGAACACUCUCUGGCUGUUUGCAACAAAGGAAAGGUCUUCUCCUGGGGAGCUGGGUCUGAAGGCCAGCUGGGCACUGGAGAAUUUAAGAAACAAAGUUUAAUCCCGAAGAAAAUAGAUGGCCUUUCUGCUCUCAGAAUAAUACAAGUCACCUGUGGGCACUAUCACUCGGUUGCACUGGCACAAGAUGGCAGAGUCUUUUCAUGGGGACAGAACACCCAUGGCCAGCUGGGCCUGGGUAAAGAAACCCCCUCCCAGCCUAGCCCACAGCAUGUCACAUCUCUCAACGGGAUCCCCUUGGCUCAGGUUGCUGCCGGCGGGGGACACACCUUUGCGCUGUCUCUCUCAGGAGUUGUGUAUGGGUGGGGAAGGAACAACGCACGGCAGCUGGGAUUAAACCACGCUAAUACAAGAGAGCAAGUCUUCAAACCGUAUGCAGUAGCUGCUCUGAAGACUAUUGGCGUGGUCUAUAUCAGCUGUGGAGAUGAGCACACUGCAGUGCUCACUCAGGAUGGCAGUGUGUUCACAUUUGGAGAUGACAGUGCUGGACAGCUGGGACAUCGCUCUUCAACCCAGAUGCCUGGUCCUCAAAAGGUCGAAUGGAUAGAUGGUCCAGUUUCCCACUUGGCAUGUGGAAGCUAUCACACCCUGGUCUAUAUGUCUACUUCUAGGCAGAUUAUAUCUUUUGGACGUGGUCCCCAAAGACACAUUGAAAAUGGUACAGCCAGUAACCCAGGAGAGCAGAUACAGAACUUUGACAUCAGCAGCCUGGUUUCAGCUAACGAUCUGUCGGGCGUCCAAGUGAAAAUGAUUUUUGCUGGAACGUAUGUCAACUUCGUCAGUACUCUUCAGUCCCAGGAUCUUGAGCAUGCACAUGGGCUCUCUUCCACAGAUACCCUGCCAAAGAUUAGCAGGCUUGACAGGACAUUGAUAGAUAAAUGGUUGGCAGUGACAACUGGCACCGAUGAAUUCCAGGAGGCUAAAAGGGAAAUAGCCCUGAUAUUUUCUUCUUCUGCUUGUUUAAGUGCAAGUUUUUUAAAACCCAGCUCUGCUUUGGAAGCAAAUUGUAUUGGUGUUGAUCUACAAAAGGCGAGGGACGUAUUUGAUGAGCUAACCAAAAAGGAGUGGAUUGUUAACCAGAUAAAUUGCUAUCUGUUGGCUGAUCUGAUUCCUGGUCUUCCACUGCGUUCUCCUCAUCAUGAGGCUUUAUCUAUUUUCCUACUCCUGCCAGAAUGCUCUGUGAUGUACAAAGAACCGAACUCGGAGCCUUUUGUCAUGCGACUUGCGCAGGCCAUUAAUACCAUGAGUGACCGUUCCUCAAACAUUCUGGAAGAAUGCUGGUCAUCCUUGUCAGCAUCCUUUUUGGACAAAGUGGUACAGAUGUUUAAAAAGGCUGUAGUAUCUCAGCUGCCAUAUUACGCCUUUCCCCGUUACCAGGACACCAAACCUCUCCUAGAAGUGCUUGAAAAGCUGUACAGGGCAAACAGGAAAGCUAACUACACGCUACAGUUAAGCAAUUUUUACAUAGAUGAAAUCUCCGGAACAUUUAUUCUUUCAAACGAUGUAUGGAGGUGGCGCUCAUGGCAAGUUACAGCUAAUUCGUGUCAUGAAGACCACGUUCCCGUCAUAUUCUGCCGUUUCCCUUUUAUCUUUAACUUGGUUUCCAAGAUUCAAGUGUUCCACCUUGAUUCAUUUUUCAUGCAAGAGAGUGCGAAGGCAGAAGCCCAGUGCAUACUGACGCAGAAUGAAUGGCUGAGAAAGAGUGAGCUUCCUGCAUUGCCUGUUUUUCCUCUGCUAGUUAAACGCAGCAACCUGGUUGAAGAUACUUUACGUAAACUAAGUCUGGUGGAGGACAGUGUCCUGAAAAAGCAGUUGUUGGUGCAAUUUGAAGGGGAGUUGAUGGGCCUGGAUGCAGGCGGAGUGACGUUAGAAUUCUUCCUGUAUGUAUUUGAAGAGAUGGUGAAUCCACAAUAUGGGAUGUUCGUGUAUUGUGACCCUGCAUCCCCAAUGUGGUUUCCUACCAGCUCUUCAGUAGAGAAGAAAAAGUAUUUCCUUUUUGGGAUCCUGUGUGGGCUCUCCCUGUUCAACAGGAUCAUUGCUUUCAUCCCUUUCCCACUCGCUAUUUUUAAGAAACUUCUGGAUAAGAAGCCUUCGCUCGAAGACUUGAAAGAGCUGAGUCCUGUGGUAGGGAAGAGUUUGCAGGCAGUUCUAGAUUAUGAGUGGGAUGAUAUUGAAGAGAAUCUUCAGAUACAUUAUUGUGUGUCGUGGGACAACAAGGAAGUAGACCUGAUUCCAGAUGGCAGUUCCAUAGCUGUGAACAACAAAAACAAGAAGGACUUUGUCAAAAAGUAUGUGGAUUACGUCUUCAACAAAUCUGUGGAGGUGGUUUAUGAGGAGUUCAAGAGGGGAUUUUAUAAAGUCCUGGACAGAGAGAUACUUAGAUUCUUCCAGCCUCAAGAACUGAUGGAGGUGGCAAUUGGAAAUGCUAAUUAUGACUGGAACAAAUUUGAACAGAAUGCAGUCUACUGGGGAAUGUACACUCCAUCACACCCCACCAUCAAAAUGUUCUGGAAGGUUUUCCAUGAGCUCACAGUGGCAGAUAAGAAGGGCUUUCUCUUGUUUCUCACAGGAAGUGACCGGAUCCCUGUAAUGGGAAUGGACUGUAUAAAGAUAAAGUUCAAUGCACAUGUGUCUAUGUCUGAAGAUCACAUCCCUGAAGCACAGACCUGCUUUCACAUCCUGAUCCUCCCACAGUAUUCUACAAUAGAAAAACUCCGGGAGAAACUUCUUCUAGCGAUCAAUAACAAUCGGGGGUUUGGAAAAAAUUGAGUCACAAAUAUGCACAACAUGAAUCAGAAACAGAAAUGCUCCCUAAUCUCUUUAUUCUGGAUUUCUUUCUCACCAAAAUUCCCAUUGGCAUCAGGCCCGAUAAUUUACACGCCACUUACAAAAAUGGGUUGGUUUGUUUUUGUUUUGUUUUAAGUCUUCAGCUUCAGUUCCCAAACACCCUUGUUCCCGAGUGUCAGAAUUAUUUAGGGUCUCACUUAUGUGAAGAAACUGAUUAAACCCAAAUCAUAUCUAUGUAAGUUUAAUGGUUUGACUAAGCCUUGGCAAAGCAGAGAAAUGUAGAGCCUAACCUAAAAUAGGGUUUAUAACCAAAACUAUGGCACGCUCUAAUACUAAUCCAAAACUGCAGUGCUAUAGGAUGAGAAUUUAACUGCCCUAUAUUGAAAGCAUCUAACCACCAAACUAUAUUAAAUUACUGCUAUAUCACUUAAAUCUCAAAUUAAAAAAACACUCUAACCAUUCAGAGUAUACAUUUUUGUAUUAGAAACUCCAUAAAAUAUUGUCUUGAAGUUUAUGGGAAGAAUAGAGACUAGUUGUUUAUGUUAUGAUCAAGUAUUAUUAACCCUGCAUUGUAUUAAAAGACAACUUAAAAUAAAAAUAUAAAAUAUCAGUGUCCAAGGAAUUAUUUUUUUAGUUUUCAACCUAAUACAAGAUUAUAGCCUGUUUACUGCACGCAGCAGAUCAAACAGUGAGUUCCAGUUUCUAACCUUAACUUCCGUAGUUUGUCAAAUUUCACUGGCUUCAUGACAACUCUGCCACUUAUUGAAGCAAUUUUGACCUACUUUUUUUUGGUAGCGUCUUAAGGAGGUAAAAUUCUCUGGCCUCAUUUUGAUGUUAGCAACUUGCAAACACUAUUCAAUACAAUGUAGUAAGAGUGAAAUUGCAUGUGAAUAAUUCUGACCUACUUGGUAGUUGGGUGAGCAGGGUAAAAAGAAUGUUAAUGAAGAAAAUACAUUUGAUGGGAUAAAGUCCUAUAAUAUUUUUGCAUAUAAUGGUGUUUCUACUGUAUUUAGAUAAAGACAAUGUAAACUUUUAGGUCCACGUUAUAUCACUGAUGUUUAAAUAGAACUCCCCAUUGAAAUCAAUGAGAUCUACUUAGAAAGAAAUUGCAUUACAUGGCCUUUUUGUUCUUAGUAUUUAGCAGCCCAGAACUCUGAUUUCCUUGAUCCGACUGCUAGUUGCAUGUAGUUUGCUAAUGAAAGUAAUGUCAAAUAAAAUUGUAACCCGCUUUUAUUUC
This is a messenger RNA of Dermochelys coriacea (leatherback sea turtle), 4467 nucleotides long. RefSeq names its product probable E3 ubiquitin-protein ligase HERC6. Gene Ontology annotation, biological process: ubiquitin-dependent protein catabolic process; protein ubiquitination. The transcript is spliced from 23 exons. Lineage: Eukaryota; Metazoa; Chordata; Testudines; Dermochelyidae. Gene Ontology annotation, molecular function: ubiquitin protein ligase activity. The record is from RefSeq and is a predicted model, not a curated record. The coding region runs from base 78 to 3212 and encodes 1044 amino acids.